AGUUGUUUGGCUGGAAUCACAAUGUCGGCGCCGCUGUCGUCUUGUCGUGUCGUGACCGAGGCCGCUGUCAGAGCUGGUAACGCAGCGCAAACGUGGACUAGUAACUGCUGGGGACAGAGAGAUGUUGGAGAUGGGUUUGACAGGAAAAGAACGGACCUACUGGCGGGGAAUUUCACCACCAUCUUCCACAAACCACUUUGCUCUUCUUACGAACUAGUCAGCCGCGCCGUGCGCGUGACGCCUCACAACAUGGCCAAUUCGAAUUAUGGAGGCUACACACGUUUCGAACUUGAACUCGAGUGCCUAUCCAACCCACUCUAUCUCAAUCACCUAGCAACUCAGAAGCUGCUGGAUGAUCCAGAGUUCAUUGCAUACCUCUCCUACCUCCAGUACUUUGCCGAGCCGAAGUACAUCAAAUACCUGUCCUACCCAGGCCCUACCAUCCGAGCACUUGAACUUCUCCAACAGGAGAGAUUCAGAAAGGACAUCCUGAUCCCUGAGACGGUCGCCAGGAUGGCAGAGGAGGGUCUCCAAGCCAGCACUGAUGGUCUCCGCCGCGACUGA
Molecule: messenger RNA, 564 nt
Organism: Aureobasidium uvarum
Lineage: Eukaryota; Fungi; Ascomycota; Dothideomycetes; Dothideales; Saccotheciaceae
Source: the annotation of a GenBank genome assembly